Messenger RNA from Guillardia theta CCMP2712, 1965 nucleotides. RefSeq lists its product as hypothetical. Gene Ontology annotation, molecular function: RNA binding; 3'-5'-RNA exonuclease activity. Bases 1 to 1965 code for a protein of 654 amino acids. The record is from RefSeq and is a predicted model, not a curated record. Gene Ontology annotation, cellular component: cytoplasm. The transcript has a single exon. NCBI's taxonomy places the organism in Eukaryota, Cryptophyceae, Pyrenomonadales, Geminigeraceae.
AUGGCACCAACGUUAUCAGUGAGAAUCAACUCCAAUGCUGGUCUGAAAUCCGUCGACAUGGAUAGGACCCAUCAUAGUCGAUGCUCCACCGAACUCAGAGGAGUUGACAAGAUCAGCAAGCCGACCUACGAGGCGAGCAAGUGGAGGUUGGAUCAAGUUCAUGAAAGACGCUCCAUGCCAAAGAGUUCGAUGCUGAGACGAGUGGGAAGCCUUGUGAUCGAAGCCUGCAAGUCCAUCUCGAAGAGGGUUAACCCUUUGACUUAUCUCAAGUCUAUCCCUGAAUUGUCAUCAACUUUCGGCCUUUGGAGACCUGCAAAAUCCAAGAAGUCCUUCAUCGAUCGCUCGAUGUUCCCGCAAGUUGCUAGUCAGAUCGAGAGCAUGCUGCCAUCCUGUGAAUUUUACACUCUGGACCUUGAGAUGACUUCGUUGCAGACCUACGACGAAUUCCAAUGGAUGGAGGACCUCGAAGAUCGGUACAUGAAGAUGCGAGAGGUCGCUUCCUCGAACAGCAUCAUAUCUGUAGGGCUGUGCAUCUUUCACAAGGAUGAGAAGAAUGGUGGGUUGAUCGCUAGACCCUACACUUUCUUCGUGUUCCCCUCCUCCAGGUCAAGCUCGAGCCCUCGGGUAACAUUGGACGUCAACACCAUCCACGAGUUUCACAUAGGGCAGUGCCAGCUGGACUUCAACCGAUGGUUCUACGAUGGGAUCCCUUACACCGAUGCCCUUGGAGAGGUCUACGUCCGCUAUGACGUCAUGAGACAGUUCGGAGUGGAGAAGAGCGAGUUCAGACAGUCCAGACCUGUUGCAAUCACAAGAGAGGGAGAUCUUGUUCUGUUGAACAGGCUCAUGGAUGGACUGGAUGCGUGGAUGAAUGGUGUAGGCGAGCAGGCGGGGAAUGAAGAAUACAUGUUUCCCAGUGCGAACUCCUUCAUCAGGCUUGCACUGCAGCAGCAGGUUGCGAUGAAGUACCCGAAGCUGGUUGUGAUGACGAGGAAAGAGCCCUGCAACCCUCUUGUCAUGCGGCUGGUUUGCUCGCGGGGAGAUGAGAGCUGGCGGAAGCGUACGACAGAGAAAGCGCAUCAGAUCCUACAAUCUCGUCUUGGGUUUCGGCACAUUUUCAAUGUGCUGUCAUCAAGCAAGAAGCCCAUGGUGGUACACAACGGGUUGUACGACCUGAUGUUUCUGAUCUCUCAUUUUGAAUGCCGUCUGCCCAACACUCUGAUGGAGUUCAAAAGCAUCGUUCACAGGAGCUUCCCCCAAGUGUACGAUACCAAGUACCUUGCUCACGUGGCUUUCAAACAAGAAGAUGCCCAACUCACCAACCUCUUGGACCUUUACAGGAGAUCUCGGAAUGCCUCAACCGCCUGUAGGGUGUCCCUUCAUAGUGACUUCAAACAUUAUUCCUCCCAGAAGCUGCACGAAAGCGGCUGGGAUGCGUUUGCAACAGGCUGUAUCUUUGGGGACAUGUUCAGGGACGUCUUAUCAGAUGGAGACAAGGCCCGGAAUGUUCUGCACGUGCCAAGAAACUUCAAAUCAGUCUGUGUGGAUCAGGCGCAAGACCGACUCCUGGAUGAGGACAUGACCACCCUGGUUGUCAUCGGUCUCCCCUCCGAAUCGUCGAUCAAGAAUGUUUGUGGCUGGUUUGCCCCCAGCAAGGUUUCUCUCCGUCGGCUGGACGACACCAGCUAUGCUCUCCUUCUCAAGGAGCUCUCGGAAGCCGAUGCCAUGGCGAUAGUGAACCGCCCGGGCCAUGGAGACAACCUCUUCCGGCAAGGAGCUUCUGUGAUGACUCUGAGAGAGGCCUACCAGCUUCCCCUGGAUGGCAGUCGAGGAUCGUCAGCUCGAGGAGAGGCAGGGGCAGAAGGAAACUGGAGGAGACAGGGGCGAGGGAACAGUAAACAGGGAGGAGUAGCUCAUCCGUUGCCAGAGAUCAAAAGCGAAACGGCAGCGUCUGAGGGCCCAUGA